Molecule: messenger RNA, 4885 nt
Organism: Pundamilia nyererei
Lineage: Eukaryota; Metazoa; Chordata; Actinopteri; Cichliformes; Cichlidae
Product: sodium-driven chloride bicarbonate exchanger-like
Exons: 26
Coding region: 267-3611 (1114 amino acids)
Biological process (GO): monoatomic anion transport; transmembrane transport; bicarbonate transport
Cellular component (GO): basolateral plasma membrane; plasma membrane
Molecular function (GO): sodium:bicarbonate symporter activity; solute:inorganic anion antiporter activity; monoatomic anion transmembrane transporter activity
Source: RefSeq, a predicted model, not a curated record
CUCGCCUGUGUGCUCAUCACCGCCGCGUCCCGGGGUGAGCGCGUGUAAUGGGAAGCACUACCUCCCUCCUUCGUGCGUAAAUUAUGUAGGGCAGGACGGCAAUGCUUUGCUACCUCCAUUUGAUCAAACCCACCCGGUGAAUACGAGGGAGAAAAGAGACAUCAAAUCAGCUACAACAAAAAGCCAUCCUCGUUUUCGAGACGCAUUUGACAGAGGCGGAGUAGCGCAUCACGACUUGCCUGUUGUGAAGCCAAGGAGAAGAAAAGAUGGACAUCACGGAUCAAGGAGCUCAAAUGGAGCCGCUCUUGCCAACGGAACAAAGUUCCCAAGAAACUAAAGAAGUGAGAACUGAUGAAGAGGCAAUAGUGGACCGCGGGGGCACACGCUCCAUGCUCACCACCAAUUUUGAGAAGGAAGAACUAGAAGGUCACCGCACUCUAUACAUUGGGGUUCACGUUCCUCUAGGCAGGAGGUCGCACCGACGACAUCGUCACCAUGGACACAGACACAGGAAGAGGUCCAAAGAGAGGGAUUCCACAGCUGAGGAUGGAAGAGAAUCCCCAUCACACAACACACCAGCUCAGAGGGUGCAGUUUCUGUUGGGGACUGAGGAUGGCGAUGAGGAACACAUCCCCCACGCCCUGUUCACUGAGCUGGACGAAAUCUGCCUCAGGGAGGGUGAGGAUGCUGAAUGGAAGGAGACAGCAAGGUGGCUUAAGUUUGAGGAAGACGUUGAGGAUGGUGGUGAGCGGUGGAGUAAACCCUAUGUAGCCACUCUGUCUCUACACAGUCUCUUUGAACUUCGCAGCUGCAUCAUGAAUGGCACUGUGAUGCUGGAUAUGAGGGCAAACUCACUAGAAGAGAUUGCAGACAUGGUUCUGGAUCAGUAUGAGGCAUCUGGCCCUGUAGGUGAAGAUGCCAGGAGAAAGAUCCGUGAGGCUCUUCUCAAACAACACCAUCACCAAAACCACAAAAAACUGGCCAACCGCAUCCCUAUUGUACGCUCCUUUGCUGAUAUUGGCAAGAAGCAGUCUGAGCCUCACUCCAUGGACAAGAAUGGGCAAACAGUCUCACCUCAGUCCCAGCCCGCCAACAAUGAGGGCAAACAGGACGUCAGCCGAGAAAACAGCACUGUUGACUUCAGCAAGAUUGACCUCCACUUCAUGAAGAAAAUCCCACCUGGUGCUGAGGCAUCCAAUGUGCUGGUAGGGGAGCUGGAAUUCCUAGAGCGCCCUGUGGUGGCCUUUGUCCGCCUAGCUCCUGCUGUACUGCUUAAUGGCCUGGCUGAAGUUCCCAUCACCACCAGGUUUCUUUUCAUCUUGCUUGGCCCUCUGGGGAAAGGUCCACAGUAUCAUGAAAUUGGCCGGUCUAUUGCUACACUGAUGACUGAUGAGAUUUUCCAUGAUGUUGCUUACAAGGCCAAAGACAGGAAUGACUUGGUGGCAGGCAUUGACGAGUUUCUGGAUCAGGUGACAGUGUUACCCCCAGGAGAGUGGGACCCCUCCAUCAGAAUAGAGCCCCCUAAAAAUGUGCCCUCCCAGGAAAAGCGGAAGAUUCCCCCAGUUCCCAACGGAGUGACAGAUCUUGGAGAGUCUGGGGAGCACGGAGGGCAUGGUGGCCCAGAGCUCCAGCGCACUGGGAAGUUUUGUGGUGGGUUGAUCUUGGAUGUCAAAAGAAAGGCUCCUCACUACCUUUCUGACUACACAGACGCUGUCAGUCUGCAGUGUCUAGCCUCAUUUCUCUUCCUCUACUGCGCCUGCAUGUCCCCUGUGAUCACCUUUGGAGGACUCUUGGGUGAGGCUACAGAGGGGCGUGUGAGUGCUAUUGAAUCCUUAUUCGGGGCUUCCAUGACUGGAAUAGCCUACUCUCUUUUUGCUGGGCAGCCUCUCACCAUCCUGGGCAGCACAGGGCCUGUUCUUGUCUUUGAGAAGAUCCUCUUUAAGUUCUGCAAGGAAUACGGCCUCUCCUACCUCUCCCUGAGGACCUGUAUUGGCCUGUGGACAGCCUUCUUCUGUCUGCUGCUGGUAGCCACGGAUGCCAGCUCGCUUGUCUGUUACAUCACACGCUUCACCGAGGAAGCUUUUGCUGCACUGAUCUGCAUUAUCUUCAUCUAUGAGGCCCUGGAGAAGCUACUUCACCUGGGGGUGCAUUACCCCAUCAACAAGAACAACAACCUUCAGAAACUCACGUUGUACUCAUGUUCUUGUGUGGAACCUAGGGACCCCAGCAAUGAGACUCUGCACUUCUGGGACGAGAGAAACAUCACUGCUUCGCAGGUCAACUGGACCAUGCUGGAGGUCACGGAGUGCGAGAUGUUGCAUGGGGAGUUUGAGGGGAGCGCCUGUGGUCCCCAUGGCCCGUACAUCCCUGACGUCCUGUUCUGGUGCGUGGUCCUGUUCUUCUCCACUGUCUUUAUGUCUGCUUUUCUCAAGGAGUUCAAGACAAGCCGAUACUUUCCAACCAAGGUGCGGGCCAUCAUCAGUGACUUUGCAGUCUUCAUUACCAUCCUCACUAUGGUGUUAGUAGAUUAUGCCCUGGGUAUCCCCUCACCUAAGUUACAGGUUCCCAACAAGUUCAAACCAACCAGGGAUGAUCGUGGCUGGAUUAUCAACCCUGUGGGGCCCAACCCCUGGUGGACCACAAUUAUCACCUCCAUCCCUGCUCUGCUCUGCACCAUUCUCAUCUUUAUGGACCAGCAGAUCACAGCCGUCAUCAUCAACAGGAAGGAACACAAACUAAAGAAAGGCUGUGGCUAUCACCUGGACCUGUUUGUGGUGGGGGUGAUGCUUGGUGUGUGCUCAGUAAUGGGCUUGCCAUGGUUCGUGGCUGCCACUGUGCUCUCCAUCUCCCACGUGAAUAGCCUGAAGCUGGAGUCAGAGUGCUCGGCCCCUGGAGAGCAGCCCAAGUUCUUGGGAAUCCGAGAGCAGCGCUUCACUGGCCUCAUGAUCUUUACUCUGAUGGGUUGUUCCGUCUUCAUGACCUCCGUGCUGAAGUUUAUUCCCAUGCCUGUGUUAUAUGGCGUCUUUCUUUACAUGGGGGCUUCCUCACUCAGAGGUAUUCAGUUCUUUGACCGUCUGAAGCUGUUUGGCAUGCCUGCCAAACAUCAGCCAGACUUCAUCUACCUUCGUCACGUCCCUUUGAGGAAGGUCCACCUUUUUACUAUCAUCCAGCUAAGCUGCUUGGUCCUCCUCUGGGUCAUCAAGACCUCUAAAGCUGCCAUUGUUUUCCCCAUGAUGGUCUUGGCCCUAGUGUUUAUUCGUAAAUUGCUGGACUUCAUUUUCACCAAGAGAGAGCUGAGCUGGCUGGAUGACCUGAUGCCAGAGUGGAAGAAGAAGAAACUAGAAGAUGCUGCACAAGAGGAGGAACACAGCAUUAUUGCAGAGGAGGAAGGCAUUGUACAAGUGCCACUUGAGGGACACUACAAGAGUGACCCAGCCACAGUAAACAUCACUGAUGAGAUGUCCAAAGGGUCCUUUGGGAAUGUGUGGAAGAGUGUGAACCCUGCUGAGAGUGCUAAAAAGGAACAAAGUGCUAAAAGUUCCAAAAGCAACGAAAAGCGUCACAAACGGCGAAGGCAUGACAAGAGCUUGGACAGGGAGACAAGUUUGUGAUGACACAUACUGGCAAAGCCACUGUGCUGUCAACCAGUAAAUCAACAAGUAUACCGUGCCACACUCAGCCACCUUUGUACUGUGCUACACUGUGUUUUUUCGUCACGUAAGUCUAUGUGCAAGUCGGGUGAAACAAAGAAAAUUUAUUAGAAACUGUAUUAAUGAGAGGAAACUGAGACACAUCUGUGUUUUUCUUUUUCUGUGUAUAUCAGUGUUUAGUGAUACCAGCAACCGAAGGAUGCCAGAAUUAUGACACCUGCAGUAACUGCUGUGUCUAUGGGCCAAUUCCGGAAAAAUUUUAAAGAAUUUUUAAAAUUUAUUUUAUUUGUAUUUUGUAUGUUUUUAUAUUUUUCCAACAACUACAAGUUAUCCUUUUAACAAGGUUACAGCGAACCACUAAAGAAUUGAUUCUAUGUGGAACAUUGUUUACUCCACGACAUUCUCCGUGGAGCAUUUAAUGCCGCUGUUGUAUUUAGCGCCUCAUAAUAGACUGAAAAAAAGUAGAUAUUUGCCAAUAUAAAUCUGUAGUACUGAUAUCUAAAAGAGUUGGCUAUAUAGCAAAUCUAGUAAUUUUUUGGACACAUUAAAUAUACAUUUUAUAUAUUAAAUAUAUCUAAAUGUUUUUGUGACAGUGACCACUCAUCAUUUCCCAGUCUUUUCCAUUCCUAUCAGGUAUAAAUGUCUCCUUCUCCUCUAGUAUGAAGCAUUUCCCAAGAAACUGCCCAGAAAUUUGACUUUGAAAUUUGUUUCUGAGAGUCACAUGAAGUGACUGACCUAAAGAGAUUGCUAAAUAUGAAGCUAAAUCCAGCAGCUAGUUAACUUAGCUUAGCAUAGACAGCGUAAAUGGUGAAAUAGCUUCCAUUGCUUUGUUUAAAAGUAACCAAGAAAACAAUUGCAAACAGGCACUUUAUAUUUUACUUCUUAAUUCCCUUAUUGCAGCGUCCCUCCGACAGAAGACAGAGAUGAUCGGUAUUCCGUUUACCGGCUGUUUAUUAAGAACAGUAACACAGGCUACUGUGGGCCGUACCCAACGCCAAAAAAGCAGGGAAAACGCUCUCUCUAGAAUCAAAACAAAAAACCCUGGGCUCUCCUGCCGAACUUGCGCUCCUUUCUUCCGCAUACACACAACACACACUCUCUAACUCCCACCCCCCAAACACUCUCAGCCAGUUCUCUUACAGACUCUGUCAUAGGUAGCUGAUAUAAUUGACAGGCUUAACAGCCUCUAGACCAGGGGUGUCAAACUCAAAUACACAGUGGGCCAAAAUUCAAAA